This is a messenger RNA of Kluyveromyces lactis, 1776 nucleotides long. It is a transcript of the gene TGL3, whose product is annotated as bifunctional triglyceride lipase/lysophosphatidylethanolamine acyltransferase. Gene Ontology annotation, biological process: lipid metabolic process. Lineage: Eukaryota; Fungi; Ascomycota; Saccharomycetes; Saccharomycetales; Saccharomycetaceae. The record is from RefSeq and is a predicted model, not a curated record. The coding region runs from base 1 to 1776 and encodes 591 amino acids. The transcript has a single exon. Gene Ontology annotation, molecular function: triacylglycerol lipase activity.
AUGUUUUACCAGCGUAUCAUGAUGUGGUUCAAGAGAGUUUUUUUCUACUUCUUCUAUUUGCUUCUCAACAACGUACCGAAAACAGUAUGGGAUAUCUUACACGUUGUUACUGAUAUUUACAUGUUUUGGUGGAGAAAGUUUAUGGAUAAAGUACGGCCUAGGUCUCGGACUAUGUACAGGGAAGCUGUUGCUGGGUUAUACGGGUGUGAUGACUAUGAGGAAUGGUAUGAGAAGGCCAGCUUGGUGGACGAGUUGACUGGUGUAGAUCUUUGGAGACGUAAUUUCUUUUCGAAAAGAUUCGAUUUUGAAGCUGUAUUGGAACAGUAUGCAGCAUUGAUGGAAUCGUUGGAAGAAGAUGACUUUGAGACUGUUAAGUCGAGGUUCACUAAUACGGGGCCCACGAUGUUAAGGAACUUUGCAGGUAUCGUUGAUAAACGGCUAUUCACGAAAUCUUUGGUCGGAACUAAAUUGCUUAUAGAGCAAUAUUUGGAUAAAGUGGUGGAUACGUUAUAUCUACUAACGGCGCAUCCGGAAGUGGUUCAAAGGACUUUUUUUCAACGGUGCAAGCUUUCUUUAGGUGCGACUGCACUUGCGUUGCAAGGUGGGUCACUUUUCGGAUUAUUCCACCUCGGCGUAUUGAAGGGAUUGUUGGAUAGGAAUCUUUUACCCAAUAUCAUCAACGGGACCUCGAUGGGCGCAUGCGUCGCAAGCAUGGCAUGUUGUCUCAGCGAUGGAGAGUUGGAAGAUCUAUUGACCGGAAACAGACUUGUAUCUACAAUUAAACGCGAUACAGCGUUAAUGAAAGAAUGUGGAUACGGCAACAUUGAUGAGCAUUUCAACAUCGGAACUUUAGUAGAAAAUGUGGUGCACAAUGGAUACUCAAAAGACGUGUAUCUAUUUAUUAAAUUCAUUCAAAAGUCGGUCAUCGGAGAUCUAACUUUUGAAGAGGCGUUCCAAAGGACUGGGAAGGUAUUAAACAUUGUUGUUCAUCCCACGAAUAAGAAUAUAUGUCCUAAUUUGUUGAACUAUGUGACGACCCCGAACGUUCUUAUAUCUAGUGCUAUUGAUUGUAGUUUCGGAACAAACACAAUCAGUAAGAAUACUUGGCUAUUGGGUAAAAACAUAGAAAACAAAAUAGUGGACUAUUUGGAUAGAAAAGAGCCCCAUUACCAGGAGUUGAAAUUUUCGGCACCACAAUACGUUCAGGAUUCGAGCCAAUUGGAGGCCCCAUAUACCAGACUCACGGAAUUAUUCAAUGUAAACAAUUUUAUUGUUUCCUUAGCAAGACCCUAUUUGGCACCAUUAGCAUUGAACGACUUAAAACACGAUAUUAGAACGUCUGAGUACUAUUACUACAAGAGGUUCCCAUACAUCGAUCCAGGAUCAUAUUCACCAAUGCAACUAUCCAAGGUUACCAAAUUGGAACCAUUAGCAUUCAAAUUUAAAUACCACUUGGAAAGGAAGAUGAAGCAUAUACUCACUAUGGAACUAAAGCAUAGAGUAGAGAUCAUGGACAGUCUUGGAUUGUUAUCCAACUGGAUCAAACGGAUUGCCAUUGAUGAAAAGACUCCACGAAGUGCGACGGAAGUAGCCAUUGUGCCUCACAUGAACUCGUUAAGCGUGUCACGGAUCAUUGAGGGACGAUUGGAUAAUAUAAACUAUUGGAUGAAAUGUGGUCAGGAGAGCACAUGGCCUGUCAUUUCAUUGGUAAAAACCCGCUGUGCAGUUGAGUUCACAUUAGACGACAUUAUUAAAGGAUUUAAGAAGAGUAUAUAG